AUGGCUUCAGCCAUGCCUCUGGCCCUUCUGCUCCUGUGCCUUCUCGUUACUCAGACCAAUGGGUCAAGGCGCGUGCUUCUGCGUUCGACUGAUGACGACUCUGGUGCCUCGUGGUCGUUGAAAGCUUGCACCUCCAUCUCUUCAGGACAUAGCAACGGCAACAAGCUGCCGGUGGUUCACCGGCUUAGCCCGUGCUCUCCUCUCAUCGGCGGCGUCCGGAAGCACGGCAAGGCAGGGCUCAAUGAGAUCCUCCACCGCGACGGACUCCGAAUGCGCUACCUUAACGAGGUCCAAGCUGCAGCCGCCGCCGACACGGCUCCCGCCCCAUCCGGCACGCCAGCGUCGGGCCUGUCAGUCCCCGCCACGCAGAACGUCAUCAGCGGCCUCCCCGGGGUGUUCUCCUACACAGUGCUCGCCGGUUACGGCACUCCAGCGCAGCAGCUCCCGCUCUACUUCGACGUCACCGGCAUGUCCAACCUGCGCUGCAAGCCGUGCUUCUCCGGUGUCGAGCCGUGCGACCAGGCCUUCGACCCCUCCCGGUCCUCCUCCUUCCGCACCGUGCCGUGCGGGUCGCCAGACUGCACGCAGGCGUCGUGCUCUUCCGGGUCGUCGUGCACCUUCACGUUCUACAACUCAACUUUCGUCUUCGGCAACGGCACCGUGGUGACGGACACGCUCACGCUCUCGCCCUCGGCCACGUUCGAGGACUUCACCGUCGGCUGUAUGCAGCUCGACAACCUGUUCAGCGACGGUGCGGCCGCCGGGAACAUCGACCUCAGCCGGAGCCGCCACUCGCUGGCGACCCGCGUGCUGCUCUCCUCACCGCCCGGCUCGGCCGCGUUCUCGUACUGCCUCCCGGCGAACAAGGACACGCAGGGCUUCCUCAACAUCGCCCCCGCCCUGUCCGACUACUCCGGCCACGGCGGCGUCAAGCACGUGCCGCUGGUCACCAACCCCAGGGGUCCAAACUUCUACUUCAUCGACCUCGUCGCGAUCGCCAUCAACGGAAAAGACCUCCCGUUCCCGCCGGCGACGUUCAGGGGCAAUGGGACCAUGAUCGACACGCAAGCGGAGUUCACGUACCUCAACCCGCUGAUCUACACGGCGCUCCGAGACGAGUUCCGGACGGCGAUGGCCAAGUACCAGCCAGCGCCGGCGUUCAGCGACCUCGACACGUGCUACAACUUCACCGGGAUCAACUACAUCGAGCUCCCGGACAUGACGUUCCGGUUCGGCAACGGGGAGACCAUGGAGCUCGACGACAGGCAGUUCAUGUACUUCUUCCGCGAGCACCUCGACGACGCCUUCCCGUUUGGGUGCAUGGCGUUCGCCGCAUCCCCCGAUCCUAAUUUCGCCUGGAACUUGCUGGGAUCGCAGGUGCAGCGGACGAAGGAGAUCGUGUAUGACGUGCGCGGUGGCAAGGUAGCGUUUGUCCCCAGCCGCUGCGGGUUGCGUUGA
Messenger RNA from Setaria italica (foxtail millet), 1458 nucleotides. Its product is annotated as aspartyl protease AED1. Gene Ontology annotation, molecular function: DNA binding; aspartic-type endopeptidase activity. Gene Ontology annotation, biological process: proteolysis; defense response. The transcript has 2 exons. The record is from RefSeq and is a predicted model, not a curated record. NCBI's taxonomy places the organism in Eukaryota, Viridiplantae, Streptophyta, Magnoliopsida, Poales, Poaceae. The coding region runs from base 1 to 1458 and encodes 485 amino acids.